UUACCCCUCCAUACAAAGAGUAAUUAAUUGCAUAAUGUAUAACCUCUUCAGUAUGAGGUAGCUGAGUUGAGUUUAUUUCCUAUAAGUUCGGUAGGAUAUUGAAAGAUAUAUCGACUCUUCUUUCCAUUCUUUCCACCGUCGCAUCUCUGUCACUUAUCUUCGUCUUAAUAUCUCCACAUUCACUCUACCAAGAAGGAAGUAGAUAAGCAAUAUCAAGGGGAGCUGGAGGCUUACCAUUUCUACAUACACAAGUUUAGUAUCAAUGGCAGCAGGAAUGGACACAGAAAUGGCAGAGCCAACUAUCCCCAAAACUUACAAUGCAUUCUUCUACGGCACUCUCAUGGCCCCCGAAGUUCUGUACCGCGUAAUUUACGGCGCCUCCAAUCACCCAUACACUUCUCUAACCAUCACUCCCGCCCUUCUCCAUGACUACUGUCGACACCGUGUUAGAUUCGCUGACUAUCCGGCCAUAAUCUCCGAACUAGGUCAUACUGUCCGUGGUACCUACGUAACCGGUCUUACGCCCUCCAACAUGCGAAAUUUGGAUUACUUUGAAGGAUCUCAGUAUGAGCGAAAAGUAGUCACUGUAAAGAUCCUGGCUCCAAUUGACAAGGGUACACACGGUGCCAAUGCAAUCAUGGCCGAAGCUGUAGAGACGGGAGAAGAGAAAGAAGCCCAAACAUAUGUCUUUACAGAUUUGGAUGCUUUGGAGAAAGGAGAAUGGGAUUUCGAAUUCUUCAGGAGAGAGAAAUUGAGAAAUUGGGCGGAUGAAAGUGAGGAGUAUGCCGAAGUCGAUGCGAAGGCUGCGAACAGCAGCGAGAGUGAUUUUCUUGAUCAACCAGAUCCCACUGGCGGGAGAGGCAUCAAAACCGAUAUGGGAAAGGAGUUAAUGGAGUUGGCGAAUAAAAAGAGAGAGGAAGAAUGGGUUUUGGAGGAAAAGAAGAGAAUUGCUAGAGAGAGGUCUAAGUGCCAAUGUACUAUCGGAUAGAUGGGCAUUCUUGGGUUGGUUUGGAAUUUGGGAAAAUGCAUAAGAUUGAAUGUUGAUGCAUUGGGUGCCUAGCAUUUCGUUGUCAGUAGAAGAAUUGUGGUUUUUCAUAGGAGGUAGUUGGUCAUAUUUGCUUUUUCUUUCCAGCGCUGAAGAUGGAGCACAAAAAGGAUAGACCUAGAAUUUGCAGACAAAUGAUACACAUUCAUUACAUAAUCGAGCAAUGGAAAAUCCC
Messenger RNA from Botrytis byssoidea, 1220 nucleotides. RefSeq lists its product as uncharacterized. Bases 263 to 988 code for a protein of 241 amino acids. Lineage: Eukaryota; Fungi; Ascomycota; Leotiomycetes; Helotiales; Sclerotiniaceae. The transcript is spliced from 3 exons. The record is from RefSeq and is a predicted model, not a curated record.